Messenger RNA from Saccostrea cuccullata (small rock oyster), 1396 nucleotides. RefSeq lists its product as uncharacterized. NCBI's taxonomy places the organism in Eukaryota, Metazoa, Mollusca, Bivalvia, Ostreida, Ostreidae. The record is from RefSeq and is a predicted model, not a curated record. Bases 210 to 1370 code for a protein of 386 amino acids. The transcript is spliced from 2 exons.
GCGUAUUCGACUGGUACCUUUUUGAUGAGUAAAAAUAGGCUCCGCCCAUAUGCGCACUACUUAAAAGUUUCUCAACAGUCUUGUACCAGUCGAACGCAUAAAAUGAGAAAUGAGUAAAAGUUACGUAUAAGUACCAGUCGAAUGAAAUAAGAAAAAAGAAUGGUCACUUCCGGUCAAAAAAAAAAGGAAAACAGAAAAUACAAAUAAACAUGUCGAUAGAACAGUUGACGUUUUUAGCAGCUACUGUCUUUGAUAGCAGCGACAGCGAGAGUGAGGACGAUGAUCUUCCACUUUUAACCUUAUUGGCUUCUUCAUCAAUAAAAUGGCGAAAUGCAACCAAAGAAAGACACAGACAAAAGAAAUAUACAAGGAACGUUGUUUCCCACUUUCACCUAGAUGAAUUCAAGACUUUUUUCAGAGUUGACAGAGUGAGUGUUCAGUGUCUAAAAGAGAAAAUUUCUUCAAUAUGCACCCAACAGAAUAUAUCAGGCAUUUUAUGCCGCACGUCUACAGGAGGAUCAGCGCAGACUCCACUCGAGGACCGCCUACUCAUGUUUCUAUGGUAUAUGGCCAGUUUAGACAAGUAUGCUGCCAUUGCAGAUAGAUUUGGAACAAGUGAAAGCACAGCUUUAUAUUCAAUUCACAAUUUAAUAACUUUCAUCAAUGACUAUCUAUUAGAUGCAGUUAUUCUCUGGCCUACUCCUACAGAGAUUCAGGAAAUCAAGGAUAUGUAUUUUGAUCUUAAAGGGUUUCCUGGCAUCAUUGGAUUCAUUGACGGGACACAUAUUUCAAUUAAAAGACCACCAGACAGGGGAAUUGACUAUUACAACCGUAAAGAUUUUUAUUCAAUAGUCCUGCAAGCUGUUGUACGAGAAGAUCUCCGCUUUAAAGACAUUUUUGUUGGCUUUCCAGGAAAGGUCCAUGAUGCGCGUGUUUUGCGCCACUCAAAAUUGUUUGAAAAUGGACCAGUCUUAUGUGGAGAUGGUCAUUUGUUAGGCGACUCGGCUUAUCCUAAUCUUUCAUGGUUAUUAACACCUUUCAGAGACAAUGGGCAUCUUACUGAAGUCCAAACACGUUAUAAUUACACACACAGCAGCAUUCGUAGUACAGUUGAACGUGCAUUUGGUUUACUAAAAGGGCGAUUUACCAGAUUAAAGCACCUUGACCAAAACGAUACAAAAUUAAUGAUUAAAACUAUAGUGACAGGGUGUAUACUGCACAAUAUCUGCAUCUUAAACAAUGAUGAUUUCCAGGAUAUGAUGACAGAUGACCAAGUUCCCCAAGUCUUGCCCAAUGCAGGUAUAUAUGACCAGGAAUUGAUGAACAGAGGGUCACUCAAAAGACUUCAAAUUGCAAGAAGAUUGUGUUAAGAAUUAUUCCUUGUGAAUAAAAAAAA